This is a messenger RNA of Talaromyces amestolkiae, 1137 nucleotides long. RefSeq lists its product as uncharacterized. Lineage: Eukaryota; Fungi; Ascomycota; Eurotiomycetes; Eurotiales; Trichocomaceae. The record is from RefSeq and is a predicted model, not a curated record. Bases 1 to 1137 code for a protein of 378 amino acids. The transcript has a single exon.
AUGGCAGUACAAGGCACCACCACAGACGCAUUCAAAUCUCUCAAGGAGAUUCUGCAAAGCAAUCUCGACAACGGCGAAGAACUCGGCGCAGCCUUAUACGUUAGCUACAACGGAGAACCCGUUGUCGAUAUCUGGGGUGGCUAUGCCGACGAGAAACGAACCCGGCCUUGGACCGAAGAUACCAUCGUCAACGUCUGGUCAACAACCAAAAAUGUCACUGCGCUGGCUGCUCUGAUCCUCGCCGAUCGCGGAUUGUUGGACCUUGACGCCCCGGUUGCGAAGUAUUGGCCCGAGUUCGCUGCCAAUGGCAAGGAAAAAGUGCUUGUGCGUCAUGUCCUUUCUCAUACCUCUGGUGUCUCCGGCUGGGACGAACCAUUCGAGUACUCCGAUAUCUACGACCUGGAGAAAUCAACUGCUCGCCUCGCUGCCCAGGCACCCUGGUGGGAACCAGGAACAGCAUCAGGCUACCACGCUGUCAAUUACGGCCACCUAGUCGGCGAAAUCGUUCGCCGCGUCUCCGGAAAAUCGCUUCGAGACUUUGUUAGAGACGAAAUCGCGCGUCCACGAGAUGCAGAUUUCAGUAUCGGUGCACCGGAGUCUGAGUGGCCUCGUCUUGCUGAAGUAAUUCCCCCUCCUCCCAUGGAUCCAGCUGCUUUCGCAGCACUGGAUCCGCAGAGUAUCCCCAUAAAGACACUAUCUGUCGGAUUGGCUAGCGCGACUUAUCCCAACACCGCUGUAUUUCGAAAAGCCGAAAUCGGCUCUGUCAACGGUGUAACGAAUGCGCGAGCCUUGAACAAGAUCUUUGCUCCGUUGGCGUUGGGCGGUCCCGACAGUCUUCUCUCUCCCAAGACUCUGGACAGAAUCUUUGAAGUUCAGGCUGAUGGGCCCGAUUUGGCGAUUUUUGCACCCUUGCGUUGGGGAAUCGGGUUUGGAUUAUCGCAUCCUGCUAGCACGCCUUAUAUCCCGGAAGGAAGGGUGUUCUUUUGGUUUGGAUGGGGUGGAUCCUUUGUGCUUGUUGAUGUGGAUAGGAAGUUGACAAUCACUUAUGUGAUGAAUAAGAUGGGCGACGGGGUUAUUGGGAGUCCGCGGUCGCAGCAGUAUGUGGAGGCUGUGUAUGAGGCUGUUCGUAAGCUGUAG